Alnus glutinosa is the source of this 692-nucleotide messenger RNA. RefSeq lists its product as uncharacterized. The transcript is spliced from 2 exons. Bases 136 to 570 code for a protein of 144 amino acids. NCBI's taxonomy places the organism in Eukaryota, Viridiplantae, Streptophyta, Magnoliopsida, Fagales, Betulaceae. The record is from RefSeq and is a predicted model, not a curated record.
UGCCAUCACCGUAUAGAAGGGGCUCACCAAUUGACUGUUUCCCUUCUUUCUAGGUCUACGUCAAUAUUCUCUAGUCAGAAGUCGUCACUUACUGAAGAAAGUUUAGAGAAACAAACGUCUGCAUAUCGCCAAGAAAUGUCAAAUAUUCUAUGGAACGGAAGGGUAAUACUCCUAGCAGUAGUUGUAGCUAUAAUCCCUCUUUUUCUUUCAGUUGUUUUUACAAAACCAAAGCAGACGGAAGUAAGUUUCCCUCGACCUGAACAACAAUUAUUUCCCAUGGCCACCGAGAUAUUUGGAGUGAAGAUUGAAAAGAAUCCUCCUGAAUCCAGACUCAAUGAACUUGGUGUUCGAGCGUGGCCCACGUGGGAAGGCAGUCCAAGCAAAUAUCCGUGGAAAUUCUCUGCCACAGAGACUAUGUAUCUGCUGGAGGGCAAAGUCAAGGUUUAUGUUGAUGGGCAUGAAGAAUCGUUUGAACUUGGGGCUGGUGACUUGGUUGUGUUCCCAAAAGAAAUGAAGGUUACUUGGGAUGUCACUGAAGCUGUGAAGAAGCAUUAUAGCUUGGAAAAGUGAUGUUUCUAAGCAUUGCACAGAUGCUGAUUGAGAAUAUCUUCUGUGAACUGAAUGGUACUAUCUAUGUCGUUGUAGUUUUUACUUAAAACUUUGAAAUUGGAUAACUGAAUAUGUUGGAUUCU